This is a messenger RNA of Psammomys obesus (fat sand rat), 1315 nucleotides long. It is a transcript of the gene Il1b, whose product is annotated as interleukin 1 beta. Gene Ontology annotation, biological process: regulation of nitric-oxide synthase activity; positive regulation of immature T cell proliferation in thymus; immune response. Bases 72 to 875 code for a protein of 267 amino acids. Lineage: Eukaryota; Metazoa; Chordata; Mammalia; Rodentia; Muridae. The record is from RefSeq and is a predicted model, not a curated record. The transcript has 7 exons. Gene Ontology annotation, molecular function: cytokine activity; interleukin-1 receptor binding.
GUUCAAGGCAUAACAGGCUCAUCUAGAAUUCUCUCCAGCCAGGCUUCCUUGUACAAGUGUCUGAAGCAGCUAUGGCAACCGUUCCUGAACUCAGCAGUGAAAUGACAGCUUUCCACAGUGAUGAGAAUGAGCUGUUCUUUGAGGUUGACGGACCCCAAAAGAUGAAGGGCUGCUUCCAAGACCUGGACCUGGGCUGUCCAGAUGAGAGCAUCCAGCUUCAGAUCUCCCAGCAGCAUUUCAACAAGAACUUCCGGCAGGUGGUAUCGCUCAUCGUGGCUGUGGAGAAGCUGUGGGGCAUGCCUGUCUCUUGCCCGUGGACCUUCCAGGAUGAGGACCUGAGAACCUUCUUUUCCUUCAUCUUUGAAGAAGAGCCCAUCCUCUGUGACUCGUGGGAAGAUGAGCAGUUGGUGUGUGAUUUUCCCGUCCGACAGCUGCACUGCAGGCUCCGGGAUGAGCAACAGAAGUGCCUCGUGCUGUCUGACCCACACGAGCUGAAAGCACUCCACCUCAAUGGAGAGAAUAUACACGAACAGGUGGUUUUCUCCAUGAGCUUUGUACACGGUGACACAAGCAGCAACAAAAUACCGGUGGCCUUGGGCCUCAAGGGAAAGAAUCUGUACCUGUCCUGUGUGAUGAAAGACGGCAGGCCCACCCUGCAGCUGGAGAGCGUGGACCCCAAACAAUACCCGAAAAAGAAGAUGGAAAAGCGGUUUGUCUUCAACAAGAUAGAAGUCAAAUCCAAGGUGGAAUUCGAGUCUGCACAGUUCCCCAACUGGUAUAUCAGCACUUCCCAAGCAGAACAUAAACCUGUCUUCCUGGGGAGCAACAGUGGGCAGGAUAUAGUUGACUUCACCUUGGAAUCCGUCUCUUCCUAAAGUAAAGACCAGGCUCCUGAUGUUUCUGAAAACACAGGACAGGUCAUGUUAUGGAGCUCCCUAGUCACCAACGAGGAGACAACUCUGUUUCCAGGGGAAUUCUUAGUCCUCUGCCUAGACGGGUCUCUCUUACCUGUCCUGUGUUUUCAGAAACAUCAGAAACAUUCUGUUCAAAGAAAGCCUGUCUUUUCUUCCUGGCCUCUGAUGAACAACCACUUAUCUAUUUAUUUAUAUAUUUAUUGAUUGGUUGAUCUAUUUAAGUUAAUCCAAGGGGCACACGAGACAGCGAUGCCUACAAAAGAACCCAGUGUUCAUGUUUAUGGAAUAAAUUGAAUUUGGACCAGUGCAUAGCCUGCACUGGGUUCUUUCGGUGAAGCUGAGAACAAACAGGCUCAUACUAUGCAGAAGAGGAUAUUUAUGAAUGAACCGUUGUUUUGAUG